AUGGUUCAUCGAAGUCUAAUCUCUCUCCCUACAGAAAUUAUAUUUCUUAUAAUUUUUUGUAUCGAUAAUUCUAAAGAUCUACGCUCUUUAUCCUCCACCAACCGUUUAUUCAGAACCUUAUCGGGUCCGCACACGGUUACUGCGCAUCUAUGGUUCGUGCGAAACAGCAAAAGUAUUCCACCAGAAGAACUUUUGAGAGUAGCAAAUGAAUGGCAUAUCCCUUUAGAAACCGAAUACGCAAAGCGACUUAUUGUCAUAAAUGCACCGCAGGAACCUCCAGGCUUGAUUGCAGAGCCACCAGGUCCCAAGAGGGCGCUUCGUCGAAAGGAGCGUGUACUGCACAUUGUCGAGAGGUUUGGCCUUUUUUUGCACAACAUGCUAGCCGUAAACUACUAUUACCCGCAUGAGUGGGACGCUCUUCAACGCGUGGCCGACGAAGUAGAACAGUACUUGGAGGAUCUCGGAUGGGUGCAAUUCUAUCGCGAUCAGAUGGACCACGGAAUUGAUUCAAUGAUGGUAUCUGCUGUUCAGGCCGAUCAAGAAUUCGAGGCUAGAGCGUUCGAAGAUUUUACCAAAAAAUUACGAACCGACAUUGCCGCAGCGUCCAACACCACCACCUCAAGUUCAUGCAAGAGUGCUAGCACAUCUAAUAGCAAUCAUAACACUGGUUCAAACAAGAACAAUAGGGGCAGUGAGUUGUUUGCUUCUCUCGCACCAGAACCUGUUUACCUUCGAUGGACCACUCUGAUUCAGGAUCAACUCAACUUCUUUCACCUACAACAAUACAUAAUGAAUAAAUUCAAACCUCCUUCAAGAUAUCAACUCGCGGAAUACCUAUCUGUGGUCAUAUCCGGAGACAUCAGUACCAAUUUUUACAGAGGUCGAUGA
Acaulospora colombiana is the source of this 888-nucleotide messenger RNA. The record is from the annotation of a GenBank genome assembly. Lineage: Eukaryota; Fungi; Glomeromycota; Glomeromycetes; Diversisporales; Acaulosporaceae.